AUGUCUGUCAAGGAUUCAAAGGAGAAAGAGGCCAAGACAGAAGGACAAUCGCCGAAAAAAACGGAACCCGUGCCCAAAUCACCCAAACCAAAGUCCUCAAGCAAACUCAAAUCGCCCAGUAAGAAUGAAAAACAACAAACCCCAUCUAUUGAACAGUAUAACGAGUUGAAGAACCAGCUUACCCAGCAGAUCUUGAAGAAACAGGAGUUGGAUUCCCAGUUGGGCACCUUGGAGUCCACAAUAUACGAUAAGGAAACCGAAUACUUUAAUGAAAGUAUCUAUGGUAAUAUCGUGAGAGGAUUUGAAAAUUUUUCAAAGAAUUCAGGUGGUGGGAGUGCUGGUUCAAUGGGUUCAAAUAAAAGAAGGUUGGCGUAUACUGAUGAUGAUCAUAUCUUCAGUUUAAGUUCAAUUAAUUUCGUUAAAACUUUGAUGAAAAGACAAGGAUUAAGUAUAAAUGAUUCUUAUCAAUAUACCGAUUCUCCAUCUUCCAAUUCAAAUAAUCCUACUAAAGAUGAUUUUGACGAUUAUGAGGACUCGGUUGAUCCAAACAUUGGUAAAGACCCUAAAUCAAAUGGGGUUUCGACUGAGUCUCCAGCCACUACACCAGGAACUCCAACUUCUUCGGGAAUUCCCCCAAGAAAAAGAAAAGCAAGAGCUUUAGAUGAUUAA
Hyphopichia burtonii NRRL Y-1933 is the source of this 669-nucleotide messenger RNA. It is a transcript of the gene EAF6, whose product is annotated as Eaf6p. Bases 1 to 669 code for a protein of 222 amino acids. The transcript has a single exon. Lineage: Eukaryota; Fungi; Ascomycota; Pichiomycetes; Serinales; Debaryomycetaceae. Gene Ontology annotation, cellular component: NuA4 histone acetyltransferase complex. The record is from RefSeq and is a predicted model, not a curated record.